Molecule: messenger RNA, 2131 nt
Organism: Cydia strobilella
Lineage: Eukaryota; Metazoa; Arthropoda; Insecta; Lepidoptera; Tortricidae
Gene: anne
Product: polyamine-transporting ATPase 13A3-like
Exons: 9
Coding region: 39-1991 (650 amino acids)
Biological process (GO): polyamine transmembrane transport; intracellular calcium ion homeostasis
Cellular component (GO): membrane
Molecular function (GO): ATPase-coupled monoatomic cation transmembrane transporter activity; P-type transmembrane transporter activity; polyamine transmembrane transporter activity
Source: RefSeq, a predicted model, not a curated record
CGCGACAGCUGAACGACCUGCACGACCUCAAGCUCGGCAUGGCGGCCUGCCACAGCCUCACCUUACUCAACGGGGAGCUAGCCGGGGACCCGCUGGACCUUAAGAUGUUCGAAUCGACCGGUUGGACGUUGGAGGAGCCCGCGGUGCCCGAAACUACCAACUACGAACUGUUGACACCAACUAUUGUACGACCGUCUAGAACUGCUAAUAUCAAUGUUGAUGAUGUGCAUCUGCCUCUAGAAGUGGGAAUAGUGCAGCAACACCAAUUCGUGUCGUCCCUCCAACGUGCUUCGGUAGUAGCCAGAAUAUUGGGCGAAGAUGUCCUCAGGGUGUACUGCAAGGGCGCGCCCGAGAUGAUCCGGACGCUCUCCAAGAAAGAAACAGUACCCGAAGACCUGGAUGAGAUCCUCCAUUUCUACGCGGAAAAAGGGUACCGCGUGAUCGCAGUAGGCACGCGCAUGCUCGAGAAAACACACAGGGAGCUGCAGAAGAUGACCAGAGAUGAGGUAGAAUGCGAGCUGGAAUUUCUCGGCCUGGUCAUAAUGGAGAACCGUUUGAAGCCGGCCACAACCCCCAUCAUCCGUGAGCUCAAAGAGGCCAACAUACUGGUCGUCAUGAUUACUGGGGAUAACAUCCACACAGCUGUGAGCGUGGCCAAAGAAUGCGGCAUUUUAGCUCCGGGGGAGCGCGUGGUCCAUCUCUGCGUCGAGAGCAGCGGUCUCGUUCCUGUCGUCUGCUGCGAGAGCUCCAGGCAUGGGGCCCCUAUAGGAAGACGAACUGCGCUAACUAGAUCCUGGCGCUCCGUGGACAGCGGCCGUGGCUCCUCCCGUAGCGCCCUGACUGACUCAGAAGCCCCGGCUGAAGACCCUAACUACAAGGUUGUCAUGAAUGGAGACACGUGGAAGGUGUUACGCGAGCACUACCCGCAGCAGGUGGCGCGCGUGAUCGAGCGCGGCGCCGUGUUCGCGCGCAUGACCUCCGACCAGAAACAACAACUCGUCACCGAGUAUCAGGCGCUGGGGUACUACGUCGGUAUGUGCGGCGACGGCGCCAACGACUGCGGAGCCCUGCGCGCCGCGCACACCGGCGUGUCGCUCUCCGAGCUCGAGUCCAGCGUCGCCGCGCCCUUCACCUCCGCCGACCCCGACAUCGUGUGCGUGGCGCGCGUGCUGCGCGAGGGCCGCGCCGCCCUCACCACCAGCUUCGGCGUCUUCAACUUCAUGGUAGCAUACUCCCUUACAGAAUUCUUCUCGGUUGCGUUUCUUUAUUAUUUCGACUCGAAUUUAACUGACUUCCAAUUCCUAUACAUAGAUGUCGCUAUGAUUGUCAAUUUCGCGUUCUUUUUCGGCAUGACCGAGGCUUAUCGAGGUAAACUUUGUAAAAUACCACCAUUGACGUCUCUCCUCGGAUUGGUACCUCUGGUAUCCUUGAUCGGCCAGAUGAUUCUGAUUGGUGUUGCGCAGUAUUUCAGUUAUUUCGCUUUGACGCUCUUCCCGUGGUAUGAGAGGCAUUUAUAUGAGGGUGAUGAGGCUAAUGAGUGUUGGGAGAAUUAUGCGAUUUUUACAGUUUCGAUGUUCCAGUAUAUAGUUAUGCCUAUAGUGUUUUCACACGGUGCGCCGUAUAGAAGAUCUGUAGUCACUAAUAAACACCUAAUGAUCAGUAUAAUCAUCAUGACCGCUGUAUCUAUUUACAUAACGGUUGCGCCGGCGAAAUUCUUAGCGGAAUUUCUCCAACUAAAAAUGCCGAAUGAUAUCUUACUCAGUUAUAUAGUUUUAGCUGUAGCCGCGUUCCAUUUUGUGAUAGCGGUGUUUUUCGAAAGAGUGAUAGUGCAGUAUCUUAUGGAAAGGAAAGAGAUGGUACCGAAAUGUUUGAAGGAGAGAAGAGUGAGAAAGACUCCGCAUCUUAUAAUUAAAAGGGAAUUGACAGAUUCGGAUUAUUUAGAAUGUGAUAGUGGCAUAAAAUUUGUGAGAGAGGGGAGCUCGGGCAAAUGAGGCUAAACUAAGUUAUACAAUAUGUAACCGAUCGUACAAAAAUAUUUCUUUGAUGGCUUAGCCAUAUAUUUAAACAAAGAAUUUAAACUGAUAUUAUUAAUUUUCCGCCGUGAGCGCAAGAAACAUUUGUCGUUUUUAUU